Molecule: messenger RNA, 1306 nt
Organism: Pseudogymnoascus destructans
Lineage: Eukaryota; Fungi; Ascomycota; Leotiomycetes; Thelebolales; Thelebolaceae
Gene: RIM1
Product: ssDNA-binding protein, mitochondrial
Exons: 2
Coding region: 518-931 (137 amino acids)
Biological process (GO): positive regulation of helicase activity; mitochondrial DNA replication
Cellular component (GO): mitochondrial nucleoid
Molecular function (GO): single-stranded DNA binding
Source: RefSeq, a predicted model, not a curated record
AGCGAAAUGAGGUGUACAGAGAAUUUGAUAUUGAAACCGACAACUAUCACUCCGGCCAUUCAAAUCUCGGGGACUUGUGAUCACCCCGAAAAAGAAUCCGCUGAAUGUUCCAUAAAUGGUCCAGCCAGAGACAGUCAGUCCUGCCUUUUGUAGGGGAACUACACUAGGAAAAGCACCAAGAUGCCUGGACAAAUAGGGAAUAGGGGCUGAAUGCGGAUACAUCGUUCCCAGCCUUUUUUUACAAAUUAAUCCCAGUGUCUCACGUGACCCUUCACAAUCUCCGUCCACUAAGCGAUCAUCGAUCAUCCUCGGCUCCUCCUCAUUCGUCUCCGUCCACGUGACCCUCCCAAUCUCCGUCCCCACCGCCCAGCCAUCUCUCUCACCAACAACCAUCUCCGUUCCACGUGACCUCCUCUCCACCGCCCAAUCGUCCCAAUCGAGACGACAACACCACCAACCCAUCAACCACCGCCGCAAAUCAACCCACCACCACCACCUCCACCACCUACACACAAGCAUGUUCUCCCGCACCAUCCUCCGCGUCCCGCGCGCCUUCGCCACCACCCCCCUCCGCGCCUUCAGCACCACCCCCGCCCGCCCCCUCGCCAAGCUCCAGCUCAUCGGCCACCUGGCCGGCGCGCCGGAGCUGACGGCCACCUCGACCGGCAGCGAGAUCGUCAAGUACAGCCUGGCGACGAGCAGCGGGCCCAGGGACAACAGGCAGACGAGCUGGUGGAACGUGGCUGCCUUCAUUGAGGCGGGCGCGAGGAGGGACUUUUUGUUGGCGCUGGAUAAGGGGACGUUGGUUUACGUGGAGGGAGACGCGAGGAUGGAUCAGUAUACCGAUGCUGAGGGGAAGGAGAGGAGGGCGUUGAAUGUUGUGCAUCGCUCGGUGGAGAUCUUGAAGAGACCGACUUCGACCGAGGAGUAGAUGGUUGAGACGACGAGGAAGGGGGCAGGAUGAGAUGGAUGCGCGGGAGAUCUCCCCUCUAGGAUUUGCGAAGGAGGAAAUGGCGAACGAUGACUGCGGAAUAUAAUGCAUCUCAAAACCCCCGGCUCGGUAUAGAGAGGAUGAAUGGAUGGAUAAGCAUGGCAGCGGCGGCAGCAUUUCCUUACGUGUAUGAUAUAAGGUAUGGACGAGUCCCGGCGCGGGAGUAUGUAUAAGGAAUACCUACCAAUCAUAAAAACUUUCAUUACAUUCUGUAUUCUGCCUUGGCCACGCAACUUCUCUUCACAACGCGCGCAGAUCUAAUUGCAUUUUUUUUGGUGGAAAACAUCCUUUCAUUGACUCUGGUCCUCUAAUACA